Lycium barbarum (goji berry) is the source of this 1101-nucleotide messenger RNA. RefSeq lists its product as uncharacterized. Gene Ontology annotation, cellular component: cytoplasm; nucleus. Gene Ontology annotation, molecular function: protein binding. NCBI's taxonomy places the organism in Eukaryota, Viridiplantae, Streptophyta, Magnoliopsida, Solanales, Solanaceae. The record is from RefSeq and is a predicted model, not a curated record. The coding region runs from base 120 to 797 and encodes 225 amino acids. Gene Ontology annotation, biological process: proteasome regulatory particle assembly. The transcript has 6 exons.
CCCCAUUCAAUUCCAUAAACCCUAGUGAAAUUUGUGAAGAAAAUUUGAGAGAAACCAAAAAAAGCAAGUAAAAAAAAUGGUGGGUACAAAUUUGAAAGCAGAAACAAUGAAAUUAAUGGAUGAAAGAGCAAAUAAAGAAACUGAAAUGGAUGUUAUUAUUCAGAGACUUAGCCAACCUGGUGGACCUGGACUUUCAGGCAACCUUGUUGAUUCUGAGGGGUUUCCAAGAACUGAUAUUGAUAUUCCAACUGUGCGUGCUGACCGGCAUAGGCUUGCUGGUGUUCCCAAGAACUGAUAUUGAUAUUCCAACUGUGCGUGCUGAUCGGCAUAGGCUUGCUGAGCUACGUAACGAUCACAAGAUUAUGACAGAAAAGAUAGACCAAAAUAUUCAAGUUCUGCAUUCAGCACGGCUUGCUUCUACACCUUCUUCUGUGAAGGAUUCAGAUGACGCUCCUGGUUUGGGUGUUCAAGGAUCUGCUGUCAAUAUUGCGACAGCUGCUACAAGUGCCAUGGAUGUGGAUGUAGUUUUCAGCAGACCCUUUGCGGUGAUUGAUGAAAUAUCCGAGGCAUCUCCAGCAGUGGAGGACGGUUUACAACUUGGAGAUCAGGUUGUGAGAUUCGGGAAUGUCCAGUCUGGUGAGAAUAUUUUACAGCGACUUGCUGCCGAAUCACAGUCGAACCAGGGGUGUGCAGUAUCCAUGACAGUCAUGAGGCAAGGUGCUAUGACUAACGUCAAAGUGACACCAAGAGCUUGGCAGGGCCGCGGCCUGCUAGGAUGCAAUUUCCGGAUCUUAUGAUGAGUUUGUCAACUGGAUAUGAAGAAGGAUUCAUCUCCAGCUUCUUAAACCUCGUGUAUUUCCCGUUGGUCUUUUAUGAACGAAAGCAAAAUGUUUCGUGGAUGUCAUGAUUGCUAUGUAACAGCUAUUCAGACUCAAUUGCAUCAUUUGGAUUUUGGGUUCCUUUUAUCUUGUGGUUUUAGACAUGCCAUGUAGAAUGUUGGAAUGAAGAAUUUACCAAAUAUAGAAAGAAACAAAAAGGAAAGGAAGACACUUAAAUUGAAACGGACGGAGUAUCAUCGUUCAUGGAAAAGUUUCCUUAUCA